Messenger RNA from Mesocestoides corti, 1696 nucleotides. NCBI's taxonomy places the organism in Eukaryota, Metazoa, Platyhelminthes, Cestoda, Cyclophyllidea, Mesocestoididae. The record is from the annotation of a GenBank genome assembly.
AAUAUUUGUGAAUCGGAGCCUGUGUCUUGAUUCAAUACGAUUCUUCGGUUUUGAUAUGGACUACACGCUUGCACAGUAUAAGUCCCCAUUUUAUGAGGAACUUGCUUUCCAGAUUUUGCGUGAUCGUCUGGUUGAGAUAGGUUAUCCACAGGAGCUAGCUUCAUUUAGCUACGAGCCUUCAUUCCCUAUCCGUGGCCUGUGGUUCGAUACUCUAUAUGGAACACUUUUAAAGAUGGAUCAAUUCGGAAGUGUCCUCGUUUGUUUGCGUGGCCUCAACAUUGUCCCACUUAAUGAAAUACUUGGAAUGUACCCAAACAAAUUUGUCACGUAUGACGAAUCACGGAUUAUUAUUAUGAACACAUUGUUUGACCUGCCGAAAAUGUACAUUCUUGCCUGUGUCAUUCACAUAUUCCACAAUGACCCUAAAUAUACCAAAGUGGAGCACGGAGUGAAACUUGAUUCUGUAUACAUGUCUUAUCACUCAAUCCACGAGGACGUGGACAACGUGGUCAAUUGGAUGCAUCAGGGUGUAUUGAAGAAAAGGACAAUGGAGAACCUCGAGAAAUAUGUGGAGAAGAAUCCAGAAUUGCCGCUUCUUUUAGACAAACUCAGGAGCAGGGGCGCUAAAGUUUUUCUCCUAACAAACAGUGAUUUUACUUACUCUCAGGCAAUUAUGACGUAUAUGCUAGAGGAGCCUGGUGAGUCGGGUGAAGUCCGUCCGUGGACGUCGUAUUUCGACUUUAUCCUCACCGACGCCAAAAAGCCUCUUUUCUUCGACGCGGGCACAAUUCUCAGGGCACUGGACGAGAAUACUGGUCACCUUUCUAUUGGUCAUCACAUUGGACCACUGCAAUCGGGAAAGAUUUAUUCAGGAGGUGAGUUGCGAAAAACCCCUUUUCUGCAGUUUUGGUCGUACAUGUGUGUUAAUGCUGAUUUUGUCGAUUUCACACCGCCAGGCUCGUGUGAGGUGUUUACACAACUGAUCGGUGCUCGAGGCAAGGACGUGCUCUACGCUGGCGACCACAUCUUCGGCGACAUCCUCAAGUCGAAGAAGAAGGUCGGCUGGCGCACGUUCCUCGUUGUUCCCGAGCUAACCAACGAGAUCUACGUGUGGAAGAAGAAGUCGUCGCUCUUCGAUCGACUCCAAUACCUCGACAACAAACUCGCCGAUGCCUACAAGGAUAUGAACAUUGAAACUCGCGAACAGCCGGAUGUGGCCAACUUGCGAAAGGAGAUUCGAGCAGUUGCUCAGGAAAUGGAGAGGUCUUACGGUCUACUGGGAAGCAUUUUCCGAAGCGGUUCUCGUCACACCUUUUUCUCCGCUCAGGCAAUGCGUUACGCCGAUAUCUACUCGUUCAGCUGCUUCAACCUGCUCCAUUAUCCCCUGUGCUACAUGUUCCGCGCACCCACCAUGCUGAUGCCACACGAAUCCACCGUUCCUCACUCCGAUUCACGCAUUGGCUCGUUUGCGGACCUUGAGGAGACCCCGUGCGGUCUGAGGCGGCGUUCCUACGCAGUAACAUCCGCGAAUCCGACUUUUAUACGUCCAGAGGUCUCUUUGACGGCGAAGGGCAUCAUGAACAGCAAUUUGAUCGAAGACGUCCAGGAGGGUGUUGAAACUAUGUUUGACACUGCCGAAGUCGAAGAUGAGGAAAACUAUAACCUCAGGAACCCCAAACCAACGAAUCCGCAAUAA